Messenger RNA from Nerophis ophidion (straightnose pipefish), 2213 nucleotides. It is a transcript of the gene tmem209, whose product is annotated as transmembrane protein 209. Bases 97 to 1779 code for a protein of 560 amino acids. NCBI's taxonomy places the organism in Eukaryota, Metazoa, Chordata, Actinopteri, Syngnathiformes, Syngnathidae. Gene Ontology annotation, cellular component: membrane. The record is from RefSeq and is a predicted model, not a curated record. The transcript has 15 exons.
GCAAGAACCGGAAGUAAAUAAACCCGUUUCCGGUUGAAAUACAAAAAGCCAUGGAGCGCCAGCCGGUUAUUCGUUUCAACGUGCCCACAUAGGUUGAUGAAGAUGGCCAUGAUGACCCCACCGAUGGAGGGGCUUCCCAGCAUGAUUGACAAGGCGCUGAGGAUGAGGAGGGAAGAGCAAGCUCGCCAGGUGGUCCUCGCUUGGGCUGUCCUUAAUGUGUCCCUGGCCGGGAUGAUAUACACUGAAAUGUCAGGGAAAUUGCUGAUCAGAUACUACAACAUCACAUACUGGCCUAUUUGGUACAUUGAACUGGUGCUGGCCUGCCUUUUUAGCCUAAAUGGUCUUUUUGAUUUCUGGAAGUAUUUCAAGUACACAAUGUCCCCCUCCAGCAUUGCUGUGUCCCCUCAACAGCAUCGCCUCCUGGGCCUGACAAACACAAGUAUCCAGGCCUCUCCUCCUCAGAAGCCGGAAAAAAAGGAGACCCCCGCUCCUGCGGAGUCGUCUCCCUUGCAGGGACAAAGCGUGCUGAGUUUCAGCCCCUCUCGUUCUGCCACCGCCAGUCCCAAAUUCUCCCCAAGCUGUGUCGCCGGCUACAGCCCUUCUCUUAGCAACUCUACCUCUCCAAACAGUGCACCAUAUUCGCCCUCUGUGGCAUAUGGCAAGGUGUUAAACUACAGUCAAUCCCCUGGCUCCCCUCCUUACCCAAGCAGCAUCGGGCCUUCAGAAAACUCCGGCUUGAGGGCUCGAUAUCGCACGUCGCCGUCUGUGUUCAACUCCCCGGGAAGCAAGGAGGAUUACAUGGAGGAUCUCAAAAGCCUGGAGCGAUUCCUGCGCACCGAAGAGGAGAAGAGUCACCGCAGCCAGCUUGGGAGUCCCGAAUCCGUGUCCCCGAGUCACACACCGACAUUUUGGAACUACAACCGCUCAGUGGGGGAUUACGCUCAAAGUCUGCGGAAGUUUCUCUACCAGCCUGCGUGCCGCUCUCAGGCACCAUCGGCCCAUAAAGAUGAGACAGACCCGGGUUCCAAGCAGGCUGCAGAGGAGGUGUGGGCUAGGAUCACAACCAGUCGAGCUGUCGUGGACCGCAUCGACGGCUGGACAGCAAAGCUUCGAAAUUGGAUCAGUGACACCAUCCUGGUCCCACUGGUCAAGGAGAUGGACUCAGUCAACAGCCAGCUCAGAAGGAUGGGCUGCCCUGAGCUCCAGAUUGGAGAGGCCAGCAUUAGCAGCUUAAAACAGGCUGCGGUGAUGAAAGCGUCAUCCAUCCCCUCCAUGAACUCCAUGGUGCAGUACCUCGACGUCACUCCCAAUCAGGAAUAUCUCGUAGAUCGCAUUAAAGAGCUGGCACACAGCGGCUGCAUGAGCUCCUUUCGCUGGAACCGUGGAGGUGAUCUCAAGACCAGGAAGUGGGACACAGACCUCCCAACAGAUUGUGCUAUCCUCAUGCACACGUUCUGUACUUACCUGGACUCCAGACUGCCCCCACACCCUAAAUAUCCAGACGGGAAGACUUUUACAUCACAGCACUUCAGCCACAUCCCAGACAAACCCGAUGUGACCAAAGAGAGCCUCUUCUGCAUCCACCAGAGCAGCACAAACCCCCCUCAUUACCAGCUCAUCUACCAGGGACACAUCUCCAGUCUGCCCAAGGGCAGGAACAACCUGUUCCACACCAUCCUCAUGUUCCUCUACGUCAUUAAAACCAAGGAGUCAGGGAUGCUGGGGCGGGUGAACCUCGGCCUCUCUGGUGUAAACAUUCUAUGGAUUUUUGAAAACUGAGCCUUCAACGUUCACAGUCACGACCAGCACAUCCAUCCAUGUGGGGAGUUCCCCCCCCUCAAUAUCUUCAUCUUCACAGGUUUGAAGACCAUUUUAAGGACUUCAGUUUCAGCGCUCAGUUCAGAAGAAUUCUCUAGAAACGAGCAGCUUUGUAAUAGCUUUGACGACACGUCAUAUAUUUUUUUAAACGCGCAAAUUCUCUUUGAGAAUGUACUGAAACAGCCUCAAUUCAGUGUGUUGUGUACUCAAGGGCUCAAAUGCAUUUGGUUGAAUGUAAAUAUAGCAUGCAUGGGCUUCCCAUGUCUUUCAUCUAACAUUUGUAGGGUUUCUAGGUGUACCAGUGCCAUUAUAAUUUACUGCGAAAGGUCAAAUGGAUGUGUGAUGACAUUUUACACUCUUGCUUGAAUAAAAGAAAUGACAUUUAAAUAAGAAAA